UGCGCCGAGAAGAUCGGGUCCGGCUUCUUCUCCGAGGUCUACAAGGUGCGGCACCGGCAGUCGGGGCAGGUCAUGGUGCUGAAGAUGAACCGGCUCCCCAGCAACCGGGGCAAUACGCUGCGGGAGGUGCAGCUCAUGAAUCGGCUCCGGCACCCCAACAUCCUGCGGUUCAUGGGCGUCUGCGUGCACCAGGGGCAGCUGCACGCGCUCACCGAGUACAUGAACGGGGGCACUCUGGAACAGCUGCUCAGCUCCCCUGAGCCCCUGUCCUGGCCGGUCAGGCUCCGCCUGGCUCUGGACAUCGCCCGUGGCCUGCGGUACCUGCACGCCAAAGGUGUAUUCCACCGGGACCUCACGUCCAAGAACUGUCUGGUCCGACGGGAAGACCGAGGCUUCACGGCUGUUGUGGGUGACUUUGGGCUGGCCGAAAAGAUUCCUGUGUAUAGGGAAGGGGCGAGGAAGGAGCCCCUGGCUGUGGUGGGUUCCCCAUACUGGAUGGCCCCAGAGGUGUUGCGGGGUGAGCUGUACGACGAGAAGGCUGAUGCAUUCGCCUUUGGGAUUGUCCUCUGUGAGCUCAUCGCCCGAGUUCCCGCAGACCCUGACUACCUCCCCCGUACCGAGGACUUUGGCCUGGACGUGGCAGCUUUCCGAACCCUGGUGGGUGCUGACUGCCCGCUGCCUUUCCUGCUCCUGGCCAUCCACUGCUGCAGUAUGGAACCCAGCGCCCGCGCCCCCUUCACUGAAAUCACCCAACACCUGGAAUGGAUCCUGGAGCAGCUGCCUGAGUCAGCUCCGCUCACCAACGCUCCCCCAACCCAAAAUCUGGGGUCUCUUCCCAGGGGAGGCCCUUCUGCCACGCUUCCCCGGCCAGACCCCCGGCUCUCCCGAAGCCGGUCAGACCUCUUCCUGCCCCCAUCACCAGGAUCACCCCCCAACUGGGGAGACAGUCUGACUCGCGUGAACCCUUUCUCACUACGGGAAGACCUCAGGGGCGGCAAGAUCAAGCUCCUGGACACGCCCAGCAAGCCGGUUGCCCCCCUGCCCCUUGUACUGCCGUCCCCGCCGUCCUCCACCCCCCUGGCCUUGGGGACGACCCCGGAGACCCUGGCCCAGCCCGGGACACCUGGCCGCCGCUGCCGCUCCCUGCCCUCAUCUCCCGAGCUUCCCCGACGGAUGGAGACAGCGCUGCCGGGUCCUGGCGCGCCCCCUCCCCCUGUGGGCCCCUCUGCGGAGGAGAAGAUGGAGUGUGAGGGCAGCAGCCCUGAGCCGGAGCCCCCAGGACCGGCGCCUCAGCUGCCCUUGGCCACGGCCACAGACAACUUCAUCAGCACUUGUUCUGCCUCCCAGCCCUGGUCUCCCCAGUCGGGACUCCCCCUCAACAACAACCCCCCGGCUGUGGUAGUCAACUCCCCACAAGGCUGGGUCGGGGACCCCUGGACCAGGGCUCAGCACAGCCUCCCCCGGGCGGCAGCUCUGGAGCGGACAGAACCCUCGCCGCCCCCCGCGGCUGCCCGGGAACCCGACGAGGGGCUGCCCUGCCCCGGCUGCUGCCUCGGCCCCUUCAGCUUCGGCUUCUUGUCCAUGUGCCCCCGUCCCACACCAGCUGUCGCCCGCUACCGCAACCUGAACUGCGAGGCCGGCACGCUGCUCUGCCACCGAGGGCACCACGCCAAGCCACCCACGCCCAGUCUGCAGCUGCCGGGGGCACGCUCGUAGCAGCGGGGCCUGUCCUCGCAGGCCUGCGACUUUGGCCUACGGGACACCCUGUGGGGACGGAGUGCAAAUGCUGGACAG
Molecule: messenger RNA, 1794 nt
Organism: Orycteropus afer afer
Lineage: Eukaryota; Metazoa; Chordata; Mammalia; Tubulidentata; Orycteropodidae
Gene: TESK1
Product: testis associated actin remodelling kinase 1
Biological process (GO): protein phosphorylation; actin cytoskeleton organization; positive regulation of stress fiber assembly
Cellular component (GO): nucleus; cytoplasm
Molecular function (GO): ATP binding; protein serine/threonine kinase activity
Source: RefSeq, a predicted model, not a curated record